AUGCCCAACAAUUCCCGCACUUUGCGGGCCGAGGCAUCGUCCUCCUCCCUCUCCUCCUCUGCUGGCAACGGCACCAGCUCUUCCAAAUCCCCGCGCAGUCAAGGUCUUCUCAUCGACGGCAACCUCAUCAGCCACGACACCGCUGCUAGCAGUGCGCUCUCCGACUUCAUCCGUUCCUCCGCCAACGAGCCCAUCAGUCGGCCUUCCUCGGCGGCCAGCAUGCGCAUCCGCAUCGACAAGCCCUCCAGCGAGACCAUCUCCGGACGCGCGCUCUACACACACGUCCCCACGGGCUUCGAAGAGGAUCCUCUCCUUCACCCUGCCGAGUCGGACGACGGUCGAUCGCAUCGCAACGGCAAACCUCCUCAUGCGCAACGCCGGUCGACGCAGGAUAGCAUCACCACCACCUUUGCCCGUCGCGGCGGCGCCCCUCCGUACUCGAGACCCACGUUGUAUUCGAGAGGACGCCUGUUUGUGACGCAGAUGACGGCGAAUGUGCUUUCGUCGUUCUUUCUGUUGUUGGUGGUCAUGUGGGCGCUGGCGGUGCGGUUACUGGCUGCGCUGCCCAAGUUCUUUGCGCCCAGCAUCAAGGAGCAGAAGGAAUGGGACGAUCCGCAACGGUGGAACAAGGAGAAGCUCGUCAAGGACGUCCGCUACUAUGCGGCCAGCUGCGGGUUCGAAAUUGUCAACGAAACCGUCGAAACCCAAGACGGCUACUACCUUCGCAUGAACCGCAUCAUCGACCCGCAAACCACGCAUAAAACGCACUCUGAUGGACGAAAAGGCUUCCCCGUGCUCAUCAUGCACGGUCUCUUCCAGUCGUCCGGCUCCUUCGUCACGUCCGAAGAGCGAUCCCUAGCCUUCUGGCUAGCGCGGCAGGGAGGCUACCAGGUCUUCUUGGGCAACAACCGCGGCGUGUUCGAUAUGGGCCAUCGAACGUACUCACGAUCCGAUCCGCGCUUUUGGGACUACAACAUCCGCGAGCUUGCCAUCUACGAUCUUCCCGCCAUGAUCGACUACAUCCGCAAAGACACGGGUUACGAUCGUAUCGCCUACAUCGGUCACUCGCAGGGGAACGGGACCAUGUUCAUCUCCCUCUCCAAAGGAAUGGUUCCGGAGCUCGGUCAGAAGUUGACCUACUUUGGAGCGCUCGCACCUGCCGUCUACGCCGGACCUCUGACCUCAUGUUUCCCAUUCACCACGCUGGGUCAGUUGGAAUGGUCCAAGUGGAAACGCUUCUUUGGCGUGCUAGAUUUCAUCCCUCUCAUGAAGAUCUCUUACGAUUAUACACCCGCGUAUCCCUACGCGUUGUUGGGAUAUCAGAUGUUCGCCUUCCUCUUCGCAUGGACCGACGCCAACUGGCUCCUCCGUCGCAAAGCCAAGAUGUUCCGCUUCACCCCGCAACCCGUUUCCUCGGCCUCGAUCUACUGGUGGGCUGGCAAGGAUGGGUUUGCUUCCCGAGGCUGCGUGCUCGAUCCAACGCUCGACAAGUGGUGGGACGAAAACUUCCCCCCGCUGUCCAUCUUCAGUGGUGGCAUGGACUUUUUGGUCUUGACCGAUCCACUGAUCGAGAGACUCGAGGAGAGGGAGAAGGACGUCAAGCUGCUAAGAUUCAAGAGGCAGGACGAGGCGGAGCACUGCGAUCACUUUUGGGCCGCCGAUGCGGUCGAAUGGUGCUUCACGGACAUUCUGGAGGAUAUCGAGGGGACUAGGGAGCGAUAUCCGGAAGAGUUGGAGGCCGAAAAGCAGGGAAAGAAGGGCGAGAGCAACGGUGGAGCUUUGGUCGACGUCUAA
Molecule: messenger RNA, 1794 nt
Organism: Kalmanozyma brasiliensis GHG001
Lineage: Eukaryota; Fungi; Basidiomycota; Ustilaginomycetes; Ustilaginales
Product: AB-hydrolase lipase
Exons: 1
Coding region: 1-1794 (597 amino acids)
Biological process (GO): lipid metabolic process
Source: RefSeq, a predicted model, not a curated record